AUGGACUCCGAGAAUGUGUUCGACAUAUACAGUGCCCCCAAGGCUCCUGAAGCUCCCUCGAGCAAGAAGAAAACGAGCAAGCGGCAUCCCAGGGAAAGCAAUAAAGCGCCUCCGGCCAAGAAAACCCAUACUGCAGACCCUCCGACAGAAGGACCUUCAAAAAAUGUAACACCACCUCCUUCUCCUCUUAAGCAACAAACCCCUCCUGCUUCUGUCUGGUCGACACCUUCUCCACCGGCCCCAACCGACCAGACUCAGCAGGUUACUCCUACUUCCACAAUGGGCGACAUAUUGAGUCGUGCCUUAAGAUCGGUAAAAGACAGGGUGGCCAAAAUUUUGAAGCACGAACGUUGCCGAGAGGUGAUGGUUGUGACGGAGAUGAUGGACGUCAACCAGAUCUUAACCCACGCAUUAAAUGAGUUUUCCAGUCUUGAAGCAGUGCUUAAGGAGAAGAACAAACUGGCUGAGGAGUUAAGAGAGAAGCAGGCUACUCUGGAUAAGGUCGUCGAGCAAAGAGACAAGUUCAAGGAGUCUAACCAUGUCAACUAUCGCGAGGCUAAAAAGCUCAAGGAGGACUUGACCGCGAGCAGACAGGAGACUACAACAUUGGAGGGCCGGAUCGAGAAGCUUGAAAAAGCUAACGCCGGCAAUUUGGAAAGUACACGGCCUAUAGGUCGUGAUGUAAAGCCACUUUUAUUUUCUAGUUGA
Messenger RNA from Humulus lupulus (European hop), 708 nucleotides. RefSeq lists its product as uncharacterized. Bases 1 to 708 code for a protein of 235 amino acids. The transcript has 3 exons. NCBI's taxonomy places the organism in Eukaryota, Viridiplantae, Streptophyta, Magnoliopsida, Rosales, Cannabaceae. The record is from RefSeq and is a predicted model, not a curated record.